GUCUUGUUGGUGGGCGUGUUGCCACGACCAAUCAAAAGAGAUGACAGUUGACAGCACGCCAUCAUUGCAGUGAUUGUGGUUUUGUUUUAUGCCGAAAAUUUGUUAAAUUUCAUGAUUUAAGGUUUUUUCUUGUUAUUUUCGAAAUGACGGACAAGUCCAACCAAGAAGAGGGCAAUAAUGUUCCUCUCGUAGAUAACACGUUAAUUGUUGAUAUUUCCGAUGCCCUUAGUGAGAAAGACAAAGUCAAAUUUACGGUCCACACUCGCACUACGAUGAAAAAUUUCCAAAAAUCGGAAUUUUUGGUCGUUAGGCAACACGAGGAGUUCAUCUGGUUGCACGACCGCUACGAGGAGGACCCAAAAUACGCCGGAUAUAUUAUACCGCCACCGCCACCCCGUCCAAAUUUCGAUGCCUCUCGUGAAAAGCUGCAACGUUUAGGUGAAGGUGAGGGGACAAUGACUAAGGAAGAAUUCACGAAAAUGAAACAAGAACUGGAGGCCGAGUAUUUGGCCACGUUUAAGAAAACAGUAGCCAUGCAUGAAGUGUUCCUCACACGCCUGGCUAGUCAUUCUGUGUUUCGGGAAGACCACCACUUACAUGUGUUUCUGGAGUAUGAUCAGGACUUGUGUGCGCGCCCUAAGGGCAAGCUGCAACAACUUGGGGGCAUUGUUAAGUCAAUCGGCAACACAACCGACCAAUACUAUCUCAACGCCACGGUGCGAGAUGUUAACGACUUCUUCGAGCAACAAAUGAACUCCUUAACUGAGUACCACAAUCAGCUGAAAGAGGCCACAACAAGGACGGACAAAAUGACUGAAAAGCAUAAAGAACUUGCCGAUAGUUACAUAAAAAUAUCAGGCGGGGUGUUACAACUAGCCAAUAAUGACCCCGGCCCGCUGGAUAAGUUUUUAGCCAAAGUGUCGGACACGUUUGAGAGAGCCAGAAAAGUUGAGAGUAGGGUUGCUAGUGACCAGGAUUUGAAACUAGCGGACACUUUACGGUACUACAUGAGAGAUAGUCAAGCAGCACGUGCGUUGUUGGUUAGACGUUUGAAAUGUUUGGUAACUUACGAGAAUGCCAAUAGGACACUUGAGAAAGCAAGGCAUAAAAAUAAAGACAUCCAUGCGGCGCCUGAAGUACAAGAGGCUGAAGCAGCACAGUCGCAAGCUUGUGAACAGUUUGAAGCGAUUUCAGCACAGGCUAAAGAAGAGUUGUUAGAUUUUAAAACACGGAGAUUGCAUGCGUUUAGAAAAAGUUUAAUUGAACUAGCCGAAUUGGAAAUCAAACACGCUCGAACUCAGCAAGAUCUGUUAAAGAAGUCGGUUCAAAGCUUGCGAGAGUUGCUUUAAUCUUGGUGAUACUUUACGAAUUUAUUUUGUUCCAUUACUUUGUCACACAUUCCUUUUUUUAAUUUUUUCCUAAAGGGGAGUGUUUUGCUUUACUAUAAACCUGUAUUGUUUUUGGUUAUAUCAAAUUCUAUUAUUAUAAAGAUAUCGUAUCAUAUAUUGUAUGUUGUUUAUAUUUGAAUAAAAAAUUGAAGUUUUCUAAA
Molecule: messenger RNA, 1549 nt
Organism: Tribolium castaneum (red flour beetle)
Lineage: Eukaryota; Metazoa; Arthropoda; Insecta; Coleoptera; Tenebrionidae
Gene: Snx6
Product: Sorting nexin 6
Exons: 9
Coding region: 144-1349 (401 amino acids)
Biological process (GO): phagosome-lysosome fusion involved in apoptotic cell clearance
Molecular function (GO): phosphatidylinositol binding
Source: RefSeq, a predicted model, not a curated record